AAUCCUUCUUCCCGCGUCAGCUUUGUUUCGUUUGGAAAUCACAGGCCUUCUUUCUUUCAUCUCUUCUGCUUCACGUUGAUCCAAAAUGGCGGACAAGCUCAGCAGCAACUUUGAGACUCUCCAGCUUCACGCGGGACACUCUCCCGACUCGGCAACCAACGCCCGAGCCGUUCCCAUCUAUGCUUCCACUAGUUUCGCCUUCAACGACUCCGCCCACGGCGCGAGACUCUUUGGCCUCAAGGAGGAGGGCAACAUCUACAGCCGUAUUGGAAACCCCACUGUCGAUGUCUUCGAGAAGCGGAUAGCUGCUCUCGAGGGCGGUGUUGCUGCUCUGGCCACCUCCUCUGGCCAGGCCGCUCAGUUCCUUGCUCUCACUGCCCUUGCUCAGUCUGGUGACAACAUCGUGGCUACAUCAAACCUCUACGGCGGCACCUACAACCAGCUCAAGGUCACCUUCAAGCGCUACGGCAUCACCACCAAGUUCGUCACCGGCGACAAGCCCGAGGACAUUGCUGCCGCCAUCGACGACAACACCAAGGCCGUCUAUGUCGAGAGCAUCGGCAACCCCCGAUACAACGUCCCUGACCUUGCGGCCAUUGCCAAGGUUGCCCACGACAAGGGCGUUCCCCUCGUUGUCGACAACACCUUUGGUGCCGGUGGAUACUUUGUCCGCCCUAUUGAGCACGGCGCCGACAUCGUCGUUCACUCAGCUACCAAGUGGAUUGGUGGACACGGAACCACUAUUGGAGGCGUCAUCAUCGACUCCGGCAAGUUUGACUGGGGCAAGAACGGCAAGCGAUUCCCCCAGUUCAUCGAGCCCUCCGAGGGCUACCACGGCCUCAAGUUCUGGGAGACCUUUGGCGCCGUCUCCUUCAUCGUCCGCGCCCGAGUUGAGCUCUUGCGUGACAUCGGUGCCUCCCUCAACCCCUUUGCCGCCCAGCAGCUCAUCCUCGGUAUCGAGACUCUCAGUCUCCGCGCCGAGCGCCACGCCCAGAACGCUCUGGCCUUGGCCAAAUACCUGGAGAAUCACUCCGCCGUCUCUUGGGUUUCUUACCCUGGUCUGGAGAGCCACGCGUACCACGAGACUGCUAAGAAGUACCUCAAGAGAGGUUUCGGAGGCGUCUUGAGCUUUGGUGUCAAGGGCGGCGGUUCCGCAGGCAGCAAGGUCGUCGAUGGCUUCAAGCUGAUCACCAACCUCGCCAACGUCGGUGAUUCCAAGACCCUGGCCAUCCACCCCUGGACGACCACCCACGAGCAGCUGAGCGAGGAGGAGAGGGUUAGCUCGGGCGUCACCGAGGACCUUAUUCGAAUCUCUGUCGGUACUGAGCACAUCGACGACAUCAUUGCCGACUUUGAUCAGUCCUUCAAGGCCGCUGGUCUCAACUAAGCAUGAGGAGAAUAAGUCCCUCCUCCGGCUUGUGUAAAUAAACAGGCGAUGAUGAAUGAAUGAAUCCACGAGUUUUGCGCGAAUCAAUAUGGGAAAAUAAAGGGAUGUACAGCAAGUGGCUACUGCAUUUCCCAUCCAAAAUGGGCGCUGCGGAAGAAGUGUGAAAAGAAAGCGAUGGGUGGCUAUUAUCUUUUGGGACAUGGGAAAGCAGGGAGUUUGUGUCAAAUCCAAGGCCGAAAACAAACCAUUGCGCUUCUCAUUCCAUCAACAUUAGCGUAACGCAUUUGGUCCGCAUCAGGCUGUUUUCUGGUUGGCCUGCUGCGGGAGUUGAAGCUUCAGCUCAAGAGACUUGCGAGAGUUGAGAAUUCUAUCGUCGUUGAAAACGGUACUUGGUUAUGCUUUGCUUUGCGGUCUGGCUCGUGACUUGAUAGGUUUGUGUAGUUUUGUGGCGCCUGCAUCGUCAUCCUGCUUCUGCUUAUCUAAACCCUAGAGCAGGUUUAAUGAAAAUAACGCAUACGCCACGCAGAGUUACAAUUACCAAA
Messenger RNA from Trichoderma virens Gv29-8, 1929 nucleotides. RefSeq lists its product as uncharacterized. The record is from RefSeq and is a predicted model, not a curated record. Gene Ontology annotation, biological process: transsulfuration. NCBI's taxonomy places the organism in Eukaryota, Fungi, Ascomycota, Sordariomycetes, Hypocreales, Hypocreaceae. The transcript is spliced from 7 exons. The coding region runs from base 86 to 1387 and encodes 433 amino acids. Gene Ontology annotation, molecular function: pyridoxal phosphate binding; transferase activity, transferring alkyl or aryl (other than methyl) groups.